AUGCAUGUACGAACUCUUGUGACGAUCUACGCAACGCUCGCGGCCUCUCCCGCUCUAUCACAGCAGAUCUUUGACGUCUGGACGACGACUUGGGACCGCACCCAGCUGCUCAACUACGAAAACCUCUCCCCAAAUCCCGUAAACUUCGUCGCUGCUACUGGCACAGAUGACGGCGACAUAACUAUCGACGAUGGCACCGUCCAUCAACGCAUGGCCGGAUUCGGAGCUAGUCUGACCGACUCCUCCGCGCUCCUCUUGAGCAAGUUGAAAGACAAGAACGCUGGCAACUACUGGUCGCUCUUGGGCAAGUUGUUCGAUCCUACCAACGGCGCAAACGCCGCGGGCCUGACUUAUCUGCGCGUCCCUCUCGGCGCGUCCGAUUUCUCUGCGAACGUAUACAGCUUCGACGACGUCGAUGGCGACACGCACCUCAAUAACUUCGACAUCGGCAAGGCACCUUCGUACCUGUUUUCUACCAUCAGGGACAUCCAGGGCAUCAACCCGUACCUGAGGGUACAUAUCUUGCCAUGGUCCCCCCCCGGUUGGAUGAAGGAUAGCGGAACGAUGAAGGGCGGAAGCUUGGUGUCGGGAUACACAACCGUUUACGCGAACUACCUGCUCAAAUGCCUGCAAGGCUUCCAGAGUCGCGGUAUCUUCGCAUGGGCCAUCGGUAUUCAGAACGAGCCGCAGCACAGCGACACCACAUACCCGUCGACCUCUAUGACCGCAUACCAAGAGGCGCAGAUUGGCGCCGCCCUGCGUUCGCUCAUGGACGCCAACGGGUUUGCAAGCGUGCGUCUGAUCGGAUACGAGCACAAUUGGGAUGACGCCGGUGACUACCCUAUCAAGCUUACGGAAGAUGCGGAGAGCGCGUUCUCCGGGGUCGCGUUCCACUGCUACGAGGGCGACGUCGCGCAGCAAAACACGUUCCUGAACUCGUUCCCCGACAAGGAGGUGUACCUGACCGAGUGCACGGGCGUCGACGGCACCGACUGGUGGGAGGACAUCAAGUGGUACAUGGACAACCUCUUCAUCGGCUCGGUGAACCGCGGUUCGUCUAGCGGCCUUAUGUGGAACCUCGCGCUCGACGGAAACGGUGCCCCGAAGCUGCCUGGGACGGCCAGCUGCAGCACCGCCUGCCGCGCUGUCGUCACCGUGAACUCGGACGGCAGCUACACGCUGAACCAAGAAUUCUACUCCAUGGCGCAGGCCAGCAAGGCCAUCCUGCCGCGGGACACGAACGGGCCGUUCGCGCAGCGCAUCGGGUCCUCCGUCGGCGGCGGCCUCUCGGGCGACCUCCAGGUCACGGCGUACGUGACCGACCGCGACAACUCGUCCGACUGGCGGCGCUACAGCCUCGUCGUCCUGAACUGGAACGACCAGAAGAGCGGGAGCUUCAGCCCGAGCUCGGUCCAGGCGACGAUUGGCUUCCGAGGCCGGCUGGCGACGUACACGUUCCCGGUGGGCGUGACGACCCUGUGGUGGUAUGCGCAGUGAAUUACACGACCACAAACAUGACGACCAAGUACACUUCGUACGACUCAACGGACCUAAUGGACCCCUCACGAACCAUUAUGUAUGAACAUACCCCCAUAGAUGCCGGGUACGUACAAGUAUGGUGCUUCAUAGAUGCGAGGAUGUAUCCAUACCCAGUGAUUGGUUCGCAAUACCAUAUGCCUUCAUGUUU
This is a messenger RNA of Trametes versicolor FP-101664 SS1, 1687 nucleotides long. RefSeq names its product glycoside hydrolase. Gene Ontology annotation, biological process: glucosylceramide catabolic process. Gene Ontology annotation, molecular function: glucosylceramidase activity. The transcript is spliced from 13 exons. NCBI's taxonomy places the organism in Eukaryota, Fungi, Basidiomycota, Agaricomycetes, Polyporales, Polyporaceae. Bases 1 to 1497 code for a protein of 498 amino acids. The record is from RefSeq and is a predicted model, not a curated record.